Trypanosoma theileri is the source of this 1170-nucleotide messenger RNA. RefSeq lists its product as uncharacterized. NCBI's taxonomy places the organism in Eukaryota, Euglenozoa, Kinetoplastea, Trypanosomatida, Trypanosomatidae. The coding region runs from base 1 to 1170 and encodes 389 amino acids. The transcript has a single exon. The record is from RefSeq and is a predicted model, not a curated record.
AUGACAUCAUCAAUGCAUAUAUCUUCUACUGCGGCUUCCUCCGUGGGUAAUGCGAUGUUGGAAGUGGAACGAAGUUUUCUUCGGCAUGUGAUUCCACUGCGCGUACAAGGUGCGGGUUCCAUGGCAACACUUUACCGCCAUGCAUUUAUUCAUCAAGAACAUCUUAUUCAUCGUUUAUUAAGAGCACUUGAAACUGUUCCAUUACCCGCACUUCCACGUAUGCUUCUCGCAGAGGGCUUUCAACGUAUGUUGGAAGGACAAACCCCACAACGUGAUAUUCGAGCUCUCUUUGAAGAGGCAGAAAAUGAGGCACGUCGUGUACUGAUUCAGGCUGAAUUUCAUUCAGAUAAUUGUCAACAUCAAGAGGAAGGUUAUCUCUACACAGCUAUUAAAAGAGACCCAUUGAUGCGAUUACUUGCAUAUGAAUUACGAGCCGCAUGUGGAUAUUAUGCUCAACUAAUGGCUAUUUCAAGCCAACCAGAAGAAGGAGCCGCCGCACUUCUUCGAACACUUAUCGCUUCUGAUGUCCGUACGGAUCCGUUAUUAGUGGAUGUGAUGUUAAGAUUUGAGGCAUUACAUCGAAAUGAGGAAACAGGUGAGCGACUGGAGUCGUGUGAUUCACCUGUUGAAGAAUUUGUAAAGGAGUGUUUACUUUUAGAACGUGAUGCUUUUGGGGUUUUUCGCUUUGAUGCCCGUGGUGAUAAUCGACAUCUUGUACAUUGUAUAAAACUAGGUGAUAUUGGCAAAACUCCCAGAUCCUUUGCGGUAACGAUUGAUCCUAUUUUACAGCAGCAUGGAAACUUUAUUCUUGAACGCACGCCUGUACAUCAGGGACGUUGGGUGGAACAUCGUUUGUCGUGUGCCCCCGAGUCCCAUCGUGUGGAUAGUCGAUUACCGUCAUUAGAAACCCUUAGUGUGACUCUCAACUCCACGGAGACUACUACUACUACUACUAGUUCUACUCAUAAUAGUAAUAAUAAUAAUAAUAAUAGUACUAUUAGUGGGGAGGAACCGCUUUCGCUUCUUGUGCGGUAUGAUGAGCCAUUGUGUCGCCGCCACAAAGAAACAACACGCGAAAAGGAUGCGGCGAUUCAUCACAUUGAAGUGUUUGAACUCGCUGCUCGGGAUACAAGUCGUGGUUUUUGGGAAAAGUGGUUUCUUGAUCGCUAA